AUGGAGAUCACUUUCACUGUAGUUGUUGUUUUGCUUACAUUUACGAUGUCAAUUAACAGAACAGAUGGAAUCUGCGUCCACAAGUGGAAAAACGGUCGUUUCGUAUCCGAAGGUUUUUGUGAAAAUCCUGAUGAAGAAGAAAUUAUUACUCACCUAAAACUAAGAGCUGCAUCCGCUAAGAGGAGAGAUAAAGGUUCGUAUUGUGAUAAGUUAUUUCAAAGAGAUGCAAAAAUAUGGAAUGAAACUGGCGGGGUUUUCGAGGGUGAUGACAUCUUUGGGAAAAAAGAUGUUUAUUGUGACCAAACCACUGAUGGAGGAGGAUGGCUGGUAUGUCUUGAAAUUUUGCAUCAAUUAACUUCUUCCAACAGCUACGAACUGUUGAUUAACAUGAAGGAUUGGGAAGGAAAUAAACGCUACGCAAGAUACUCGAACUUUCAGGUAGGAAACGCAGCAUCCCAUUACAUCCUCUACGUGAGUGGAUACUCAGGAAAUGCUGGUGAUUCAUUUUCUUCACACAAUGGAUUCUAUUUCAGUACAAAAGAUAGAGAUAAUGACAAUAGCGGUGUCAAUUGUGCAAUGUUGUAUAAAGGAGCCUGGUGGUACAGAUCGUGUCAUUCUUCCAACCUUAACGGCCAUUAUUUUAUUGGAGGAAAUCAUGAUUCUUACGCUGAUGGCAUAGAAUGGGAAACCUGGAAAGGAUUUUAUUAUUCACUGAAAUUUACAGAAAUGAAAAUAAGAAUAAAGUUGUGAAUUUAUACUACCUCAUAAUAUGACUUUUAACAGAAGCUUGUCCAAAGUCAUUGGUAUGCAGUGCCACGUUAGAUAAUGAUACCAGAAAACAAGAGAGCCAUGCUCAAAUAUAUGAACACGUAGCGCCACAUAGUGGCAAAUUCUGGUGAUGU
Styela clava is the source of this 902-nucleotide messenger RNA. NCBI's taxonomy places the organism in Eukaryota, Metazoa, Chordata, Ascidiacea, Stolidobranchia, Styelidae. The record is from RefSeq and is a predicted model, not a curated record.